AUAUUUGGUUUGGUGUCACUUUUGGUUAGUGAAACAUGUAUGCGCUCCAUGUGAAAGUAAAGAAAGCCAAUCAUCUGAAAAACAAGGAAAUAUCGGGAAAAAGUGAUCCAUAUGUGAUUGUAGAUUUCCAAGGUGUGAAACAGAAGACUAAAGUGAUAGAAGACGAACUAGAUCCAAUAUGGAACGAGACUGUAACAGUCGAUUUAAAAGGGAAACCUUUAGUUCCUUCGGACAAAAUACUUCUCAGAGUAAUGGAUUUCGAUAAAGUCACACCAGACAAAUUCCUUGGACAAGUGAUAAUUCCUCUACAAGCUGUAUUAUCAACAAGUGAUGAGGUACCAAUUUGUGUGGCAUUACAGAAUAAGAAAGGCCAAGAUAGUACGUCAACGAUAGAAGUUUCACUACGCUACCAAACUCCUCCAAAAGCUCCAGGAGCCUUAGCAAGUAAUGAGAUAGAACAAACGACUGGUGAUGACGAAAGAGGAGAUGCUGGUGGUGGUGCAGGCGGUGCAGGUGGAGGUGGAGGUCCUGGUGGCGGUGGCGGGGAUGCUGGCCUAGAUGCUAGUCAACUGGCUGAUGGUGAUGCUGGAGUGAAACGUAAGAAGAGGCUAGGGUUUACCGGUGGUCUAGCAGUUCGUCCACAAUAUUCAACUAAAAAACAAGAUUUUCAGAUCCGUGUUAAAGUUGUUGAAGCACGUCAACUACAAGGUGCCAAUAUCUCACCAAUAUGUAAAGUAACCUGUUGGAAAGAAAGCAAAGAUACACGUGUACGCAGUUGUACGAAUUCACCAUUUUGGGAUCAAAUCUUCUUCUUCAAUUAUUUUAAUUCAGCUGCUGAACUAUUAGAUCAACAACUUGUUUUCACUGUAUACGAUUCACGUCGACUUCGACGAGAUUCAUUGAUUGGUUCAUUUAAAUUUGAUUUAUCACUUGUUUAUGAAUCUGAACGUCAUUCAAUGAUUAAUAAAUGGUUAUUAUUGUGUAAUCCAGAAGAUCCAAUGUCUGGUGCAAGAGGUUAUUUGAAAAUAUCAGUUGUUAUCCUAGAACCUGGUGAUGAAGCACCUAGUAUGAAAGUCACUGAAGCAGAUGAAAAAGAAGAUAUCGAAGGAAAUCUUCUACGUCCAGCUGGUGUACAAUUGAGGCCAGCAAUUUUUAAAAUACUACUAUAUAUGGCUGAAGAUUUACCAAGAAUGGAUUCUGAUGCAUUUAAAGGAAUCAAGAAUUUAAUUAGUAAAUCAGAUGAGGAAAAAGAAUUUGUUGAUCCUUACGCAAUGGUUUCAUUUGCUGGAAAAUCUAUUAAAUCAAGUACAAAAUAUGGUACAGAUCAUCCUGAAUGGAAUGAAGAAAUUACCAUGAAUAUACAGUUUCCAUCCAUGUGCGAGAAACUGAAAUUCACCUUUUACGAUUGGGAUCGUAUUGGUUAUGAUGAUCCUAUAGGAACAGGGAUAAUUUCUAUAUCACAAAUAUCAGCUUUUCGUGAUGACACUAGCGGAUUUUUGCCAACAUUUGGUCCAAGUUUUGUUAAUCUUUAUGGUUCACCAAGAGAAUACAGUGAUCUACCAGAUAAAUAUGAAGCAUUAAAUCUAGGCAAAGGACAAGGUGUAGCCUAUCGUGGUCGUGUUCUCCUGGAAUUAUCAACUGAAUUAUUAGAUGAACCAACUGCUGAUGUUGUAAAACCAUUGGAACCGGAUACAAUAGCUAGAAUACAGAAAUCUUUACGACGCAGAAAAUAUCAAUUAUAUGUAGCCUUUCUAUCAGCUACAAUGAUUGAAGAGAAACGUGAUGGACCAAUUGAAUUUGAAGUUAGCAUUGGAAAUCAUGGCAAUAAAUUGGAUGAAUCAGUUACACCGUGUGCAUCGACUACACCGCCAACAAAUCCUGUCUCUGAUGGGCUACAUUAUUAUUACUUACCAUGGAGUGAAGAUAAACCUUGUACAAUGGUUGAUUCACAAUGGGAGGAUAUAUCAUUCCGUUUAGGUGCAGUUAAUCUGUUAUUAAGAAUUGCUGAUCAUUUGGCUAAAGGAAUUAAUCAUAUAACGCUUGCUAUAAAAGCCAAUCUACCGAUUGAAACUCAAGCACAGCUGGCUAUCUCAUCAUUGGAUGAAUUUAUUAUGGACUGCAAUCGAGGUCUACCACAAUGGGAACCAGAAAAUAUACCACAGAAUGAUAUGGAUAUACAUUUGCGUAAAUUACGUGAAGAUCAACUGAAUGCACUACGUGAACAAGCAUUGAAUACACGUGAAACUGUUUCGGAAAUUGAAGAUGCUUUGAAAGAAUUAAAGUCAUACAGAGAUAGUAUUCUAAAAUUAGCUGUUGAACCUCAAAUGAGUAUACCAGAUAUAAUUAUAUGGAUGUUAUGCGGAGGUAAACGUAUUGCCUAUCAUAGAAUACCUGCACAUGAAGUAUUAUAUCACACUAAUGAAGAUUAUCGUGGCAUGGAAUGUGGUAUACCACAAACAAUCAAUUUAAAAAAACCUGUUUUACUUAAAGAUGAAAAUAAAGUCGAGUGGAAAAUUCCAGCUCAAAUACGUGCUGUCAUCUGGUUCGGAUUAGAGAAGGAUAGAGCUGCUUGGACUGAAUCACAUGCUGAAUCAAAACUUCAAGUUGUCGCAGAAACGUAUGAAAAUCAAGCAUCUAUUGUUGGCAGUUGGGUGACUAAACGACCACCAUUAACUCGUCCAGCAUGGUCAGAUAAUACUGGUCGUAUUGAAUUAACUAAAGAAUCGAUUCAACUACCAAGUGGUUGGGAAUGGAUUGGUGAUUGGUAUGUUAGUCCAGAAGUUUCAUUAUUAUAUAAAAAAGAUGCAGGUAAAACAAGUUUUGUUGAAGAAUUAUUUUACAAUGAAUCUCGUACUCCAACAAGUCCAUGGAAAGCAUCUGAACCACCAUAUACAGAUGCACAAGGUGAACCAAAAUGUGAACCAAAUUAUGUUGAAUUACCAGCUGGUUGGACAUGGGGUGAUGAAUGGAAAAUUGAUUUUAAUCGUCCAUGUGAUGAAGAUGGUUUUGAGUAUACAAUUGAAGCAACUACUGGGGGUUAUGUAGCCUCUGAAAAGCUAUAUCAUAUGUUCCGUAGACGUCGAUUAAUACGUACACGUAUACUUGGUGAAAUUGGUGUACCUGUCAAACAAGAGAGAAGUUUAAGUUCAGAACCCGCUGAAUCUUGGGAAUAUGCCUUCAAUUUCGACUCGAAAUUUCAUACAAAAGAACGUAAAAUGGAUAUGGUACGAAGGAGACGCUGGCAUCGUGCAUUAGCUCCAAUUGAAUCAAGUACAGAAACGACUAUGUGUCUUUUACAAAUAAGAAAUAAUUCAAAACAGGCGGAGAGUAGUUUGAAGUUGAAAAAAAAAGAGAAUCUCACUGUACCAAGAGUAUUUAUGCGUUUUCGAACAUCCCAUAUAUGGCAUUUACGAGCUUAUAUUUUUCAAGCCCGCAGUAUUUUAGCAGCUGAUAACUCUGGAUUAUCUGAUGCGUAUGUACGAUGUUCAUUUCAAGGUUAUAGUCAAGAGACACAGAUUAUUCAACAAUCGCUAUGUCCAACAUGGGAUGAGACAUUGAUAUAUGAACAAAUUGACAUGUGUGGUGAUCCAAAGUCUAUAGAAUACAGUCCACCACCCGUUAUUCUUGAAUUAUUCGAUUAUGAUCAGUUGAGUUCAGAUCAUUUCUUAGGUAGAUUACAGAUUACACCAGUUGUUCGUUUAGAUCCAGAAACAUCCUGGAGAAAUAUACUUCAAUGGUAUACAAUUGAAAAACAAGGCAAAAAAGCUGGAGAUAUAUUAGCUGCAUUUGAAUUAAUUUUGCUUGAUGGUAAAACUCCACCACCACCACCUACACGUCGUGGAACAUUAUUCAAUGUUCCUGAAGGUAUACGUCCAGUACUUCAACGUACUGGUAUAGAAAUUCUUUGCUGGGGUGUUAGAUCAAUGCGUAAAUAUAAACUAUCCAGUGUUAAUUCACCAUCAGUAGAAUUUGAAAUUGGCGGUAAAGUGGUUGAAUCAACAAUUAUUAAAAGUGUUAAAAAGAAUCCAAAUUUUUCAUUACCAUUAUUAUUUUUGGAUGUUUUAUUACCAAAAGAAGAAAUCUAUUUACCACCAAUGAAUAUUUGUGUACGUGAUCAUCGCGCUUUUGGUCAAAAACCAAUUGUUGGUGUACAUGUAUUAACAGAUUUUCAAGAGUUUAAAGUACUUCCAAGAACAUCACAAACAGAUAUAUUGAUGGAUAUACAAACUUUAACUGAUAGUUCUCCAUUGACACAAGAACCCAGUUUAACCGAUCCCAGUGUAGUAAUACAUUCACCAAGUAAAGCAAAACAGAAGAAAAAAUAUACACCUUAUGAGGAUAUUUCAAAGCCGAAAAGAGUCAAAGUUGUCACCGGCAUCGUGGCAGCACAAAAACCUCGAAGAAAAUGGAAAUUUUUAAAAUCUAAAAAAGUCCAAUCCUUAGAAAUACAGAUGGAUCUUAAACAAAUUGAUGAUAAAGUUGACUGGUGGUCGAAAUUUUAUGCAUCAGUUGGUGAAUGGGAUAAAUGUCUAAAGUAUAAAGAAUUUGGUUAUGAUACAAUAUGUGUCUAUCCUCAUCCAUUGGAAGAUGUUGAAGGUUAUCAGGGUUUUACAGAUUUUUGUAAUACAUUUACCUUAACAAGAGGUAAAAAUGUUGACGCAGAUGAAGAUAAUUAUGCUGGAGAAUUUAAAGGCACAUUUCGAAUUUAUGCCUUACCAGAAGAUCCAAAAGAACAGCUACCAUUACGUUAUUUUGAGAAAUUAAGUGUAUCCUCAGAACCAGAAGAAUGUGUUCUACGCGUUUAUGUUAUACGUGCAAUUGACUUACAACCAGCUGAUGCUUCAGGACUUGCUGAUCCAUAUGUUGAAAUUGCUGUUGGACAGCAUAAAGUUAACUCAAAGGACAAAUAUAUUCCAAACACCUUAAAUCCUGAAUUUGGAAAAAUGUUCCAGUUGAAAUGUCUUCUGCCAAUUGAAAAAGAUCUUCACGUUAUUAUCAAAGAUUAUGAUGCUGUCGGUGCAGAUGAUAUCAUUGGACAAACAUAUAUUGAUUUAGAGAAUAGACGUCUGACAAAAUAUCGUGCUACAUGUGGUCUACCACAAUCUUAUUGUAUAUCUGGACCAAAUCAAUGGAGAGAUUCAAAACUGCCUAGUGAAAUUCUAUUAGCUGUAUGCGAUAGUUAUGCACUGCCAGCACCACAAUAUGAAGAACCGACAGAAAUUAAACCAAGUCCAAGUUGUCGUGUUGGUCAACGUGUAUUUGUACUAGAAGAUUUUGAACGUGGUAUGGUACCUAAUCCACAUUUAGGUCCACCAAAAGAACGUUUAGCUUUGCAUAUUUUAAAUAAACUUCCAUUGGUUAAAGAACAUGUUGAAACAAGAAUGCUGUAUAGUCCACUUCAGCCUAAUAUUGAACAAGGUAAAUUACAAAUGUGGGUUGAUAUCUUUCCCACUGUAUUGGGUGACCCUGGUCCACCGUUUGAUAUUUCACCAAGACAACCAAAUGAAUAUGUAUUACGCUUAGUUGUAUGGAAUACAUUCGAUGUUGUAUUAGAUGAGAAAUCUAUAACUGGUGAACGAAUGUCUGAUAUCUAUGUAAAGGGAUGGAUAGCUGGUUUAGAUGAUCGUCAAAAAACUGAUGUUCAUUAUCGAUCAUUGAAUGGUGAAGGAAAUUUCAAUUGGCGUUUUGUAUUUCCAUUUUUCUAUCUACCAGCUGAAAAUAAUAUAGUUAUUAAGCGUAAGGAACAUUUUUGGUCAAUGGAUGUUACUGAACAACGUGUACGACCACAAUUAGUUUUACAAAUCUGGGAUAAUGAUCUUUUCUCACCAGAUGACUUUUUAGGCACAUUAGAAUUAAAUCUGUCAAAUUUGCCUAGUCCGGCUAAAUCACGUAGUAAAUGUGCGCUGAAUAUGUUACAAUCGGUAGGGAAUGAAACCAAAAUGGUGAAUUUAUUUGAAUGUAAACGAUUGAAUGGAUUUUGGCCAUUUAUUAAUGAAGAAAGCGGUACACCUCUACUUACUGGUAAAAUUGAGAUGGAAAUGGAAUUGGUAACAAAAGGAGAGGCUGAACUUCGACCAGCUGGUAAAGCACGUGAAGAUCCAAAUGAAAAUCCUCAUUUAGAACCACCAAAACGUCCAGAAACCUCCUUCCUUUGGUUUACAUCACCAUGGAAGACAUUCAAAUUUAUUAUUUGGAAAAAAAUGAAAUGGAUACUGAUCGGAUUAUUGAUUGCUGUGAUUCUUGGCUUAUUGGUAGUACUUUUCAUCUAUGCAUUACCUCCACUCCUUGCAAGAAAAAUGGUUGGUGUUUGAGCAUACAAAUACUUCAUGGAGAAUCUCAGUUUGAAUAUACUCAUAACAUUGGUGUGUUUUUAUUUCUUGUAAUCACAACUUCCUAAAACAGCAAAAAAAAACUUCACAAAAAAAAAUUAAGAAAGCAAACAAAAAACGAACAAACAAUACUCAGUGUUUUCCACAUAUUCCAAUUGUCCACAUAGAAACUUAUUUUGUCAACCGAAAACAAUACGAAAGUGGAAAAAACAACAAACCAAAACAAAACAGUCAACUACUCAUUUUGUUUUCUAAAAAUUUAGGUAUACGGUACAAUAAGUCGAUGUAUUUUCCUCUUUUGUGUGAAUGUCUGUAAGUGUAAUAUGUGAUAAUAACCCCACUUAUCUUUGCUUCCAACAUACCCCUUUCUAACACUCACACACGCACACACACACAUCCAUUCUGUGUUUUAUUAAUUUCUUCAGCGUUUAUUUUAAACGUAAAAAGUACUCCCUUAUAUUCCUUUUUCUCAUUGGUCUUUCACUAGUUUAUUUUUAUGCUUUCAAUUAUGCAUGAAUAACGGUGAAGGUUAAACUUGAACUGUUUUUUUUCUAUGAUCAGCUAACUACUACUUACUUUUAAACCAUUUAAGUAGGUGGUUCAACGAAAUACUGCUUUAAAUUUUGUGUGUGUGUGUGUGCGCGCGUCUGUGUGAGUUAUGGUACCAUCACUCACUACCAUAGGCCUUAAUCAUAUCUUAUGUCUUCUUGUCUACUUUAUUGAUACGGAAUUGUCGUUCUUUCUCUGUGUUAGCAUUUUACAGCAAUGUGAACCAAAAUGAUAUCAAGGCGUUACUAUUAUUAACGACGUAAACAGUAUUAUUUUAAAUACGGUUAUAUAUUCUUGUAAUUUUUAUUUCGGACGAUGUUGUGAUAUCUGUGUUAUAUCGUCUAAUUGAUGAUGAUGAUGAUCGUGAUCAUGAUGAUAAUUGAUCAUGUGUUGUGAUCUUAAAAAGAAAAACUCACUGUACAAGUUUUUUUGUUUGUUUGUGUUUCUUUUUCAAUCAGUUUUACGGAAUACACAUAAAAAAUGUGCAUCACAUCUUCCGU
Trichobilharzia regenti is the source of this 7378-nucleotide messenger RNA. Lineage: Eukaryota; Metazoa; Platyhelminthes; Trematoda; Strigeidida; Schistosomatidae. The record is from the annotation of a GenBank genome assembly.